Messenger RNA from Klebsormidium nitens, 2764 nucleotides. The record is from the annotation of a GenBank genome assembly. NCBI's taxonomy places the organism in Eukaryota, Viridiplantae, Streptophyta, Klebsormidiophyceae, Klebsormidiales, Klebsormidiaceae.
GUUCGCUGCGCUAGGAUAGCAUUUUAACUUGCAAUUGCCUUCUUGUUCAAUGUUCGAUUCCAUGCAGGUACGUCCAUCAGUCCAUGGCUGACAUGCUGGCUUGCAGUAUCAAUCUUAGCUGGAGAUGAAAGCUGAGGAUAUCUCUCGUUGGCCUUAAGGACAAGCUUGCCGCAAGUCAAGGAGGGAUUCCCCUCAAUCUGACCUACAAGUCGCCCCUCUUAUCAGAGACCCUGAAUGACGAACUUUGAUAAUGUCAAGGUGGCUUCAUACAACCGUAAGGUUACAGACCGGAGAUAACCCAGCUGGUGUCGAAAGGGGCCAAGACCUUUGUCCAAGUCACAAUCACAUCGGCCUAUUCCAAGCAAUUCCUUUUAUAUUCUGCAAUGCGGAAAAAUAGGGUUCAAGCUCCAGUAAGGCACCUAGAGUGACCGCCCUAAUGUUGCAGGGGGUCAAUCUAUCCUUGAAGCCAGCGAAUUCAUUGAAGCCGCCUUAUAAGUGAAUAUGGAAUGAGAGUGAGCUGACCGCAUUAUGGCGCAGGGCCCCUUUGGGCAGCUGCUGAAGGCAUUGGGAAUCAGGCUGUCAUCCCAGGUCAACAUAAAUGCGCCUGUGGGAGCAGCACAUUGGCACAACGCUAGUAGAGUCCUCUCUAGUACUGCUGCUCUUAAGAAUCAAAGCAACACUUCUGCGGAGGCCAGUCUGCAUUGUAAUCUGCACAAUGACAGGUCCUUUCCUGAGUCUCCCCGCUUCUGGCCUGCUUCUCGCUGCGGUUCAGUACCUUGGUUACAGGAUCGUAGUAGACAAGCUCACAGUGCUUCCAUUCCACAAAAAGGGGAUGAUCAACAAAUCCUCUUGUCUCAAAGCCAUGUGAUAGGUCCCACCAAUAUCCCUCUCCUGGAAACAACAAUUGGCCAAAAGUUCACUGAGACCGCAGCCAACUUUUCCAACCAUGUCGCCCUAAUCUCAAAGCAAGAAAACGUUUGCUAUACUUACGAAGAGUUGCUCAAAAGGGUCACCGCCUUAGCCAGCGGGCUCGCCAGACUGGGCUUAACCAGAGGAGACAGACUGGGUCUGUUUUCUCCUAACCACGCGGCAUGGGUUGUGACGCAGUUUGCAGCUGCAAAGCUGGGUUUGAUCCUGGUCAACCUAAACCCGGGGUAUCAGAGCUUGGAGCUGCAUCAAACAGUCAGAAAAGUGGGUUGCAGAGCGCUUGUGGUGGCUGAUAAGUAUAAGGGUAAGAGCAUGAUAGAGACCUGUGAACGGGCGUUGAAGUGGGACACAAGGGGGGGCACCGGAAGAGUGCGCUCAGAGGAGGUGCCUUCUUUGGAGCACAUUUUGACACUAGGCGAACAGGGGGCGCCCGGCCUGCUGGGACUGAAUGACGUUAUGGACUUGGCAACGACCGCGGACGAAGAGGCGCUCAAGCGAGUGGAGGCUUCUAACGACCCUGAUGACGUCAUCAACAUCCAGUUCACGUCAGGCACGACCGGUCGGCCCAAGGGCGCGUGCCUCACUCACCGGAACAUUUUGAACAACGGCUUCCUGGUCGGGCGCCGCAUCCUGCUCUCGGAUGCCGACAAGAUCUGCAUCCCCGUUCCGUUCUACCACUGUUUCGGCAUGGUGAUGGGUAACUUGGCGGCCAUUACUCACGGCGCCACGAUGGUCAUCCCGUCACCGGAGUUCGAUCCACUGGCGACUCUUCAGGCCGUCCACCGCGAGCGGUGCACCGCCCUGUACGGCGUCCCGACCAUGUUUGUGGCGGAGCUGCACCACCCGGCCUUCCCCCGGUUCGACUUGUCCAGCCUGCGGACCGGAAUCAUGGCCGGUUCACCCUGCCCGGUGAACGUCAUGCGCCGGGUCAUGACCGACAUGCACAUGCGCCAGGUUACGAUCUGCUACGGCAUGACCGAGACAAGCCCGGUCAGUUUCCAGACGACCGUGGACGACCCGGUAGAAAAGCGGCUGGAAACCGUGGGCCGGAUCCAGCCUCACACCGAAGCAAAAGUAGUUGACCCGGAAACCCGGGAGGUUCUUCCGGUGAAUACCCCCGGGGAGCUGGUGGUUAGGGGCUACUUAACCAUGAAAAGUUACUGGGACGAGCCGGAGAAGACGAGGGAGGUUAAGGAUGACGAAGGCUGGGUUAGCACCGGGGACCUGGCGGCGUUUGACGAGCGAGGCUACUGCUCGAUAACCGGCAGGAUCAAGGACAUGGUUAUCCGAGGCGGGCAAAACCUGUUUCCAAAGGAGAUUGAAGAUGUAAUUCAUACACAUCCAGGCGUCGAAGACGUCCACAUAAUCGGCGUGCCGGAUUCAUACUACGGUGAAGAACUUUGCGCUUGGGUCAAGGUAAAAGAGGGCCAAAAGUCAACACCCGACGAUAUCACGAGCCACUGCCGGGAGAGGAUAGCCCGGUACAAGGUGCCUCGGUACGUGAAGUUCGUCGACGCCUUCCCGAUGACUGUAACCGGGAAGGUGCAAAAGUAUAAGAUGCGGGAGGUGAGCGCCAGAGAGCUGCGGGCUGAAGCCCUUGGGUCAAAAGACUGAGCUACGCCGGUUGUCGUGUUAAGUAAAAUGAAUGAGGGUAGUCAACAAGUGCAAAAGUGAAACGUGGCCCUCUUAUGCCCGGGGUCAGACUGCGUGACGAGCUCACGCGUGAUGCUUUUGGUGUGAACCAAAACGGCGGCUUUUCAAAAGGGGCAAGAACAUCAGAUGUGCAGUGCGAUUGAAUUGAGCUCAUUUCUCUGCUUCUAAUGGAAUUACUCAUGAC